Messenger RNA from Poecilia reticulata (guppy), 1308 nucleotides. NCBI's taxonomy places the organism in Eukaryota, Metazoa, Chordata, Actinopteri, Cyprinodontiformes, Poeciliidae. The record is from RefSeq and is a predicted model, not a curated record.
GACUGACUCCAACAGGAACAUCCGGGAAAAACAGAAAACAGUUUAGAGAGAAAAGUCGGAGGAAACGCACGUGGGAUCAUUUUCGUCUCGGACUGAAAUCAAACUAACACUGAACAAGGAGAACAGAGAGAGAACUGAGCRACUAGAGACACAAACUGCUGGAGGACGAAACAACAAGCAAACCAAAGUAAAACUUCACUCUGAGGAGACAAAAUGGCUUCCAGAUCAGACAAUGAUCUCUACUGUCCGAUCUGUCAGGAAAUAUUUAAGGAUCCGGUUCUUCUGUCAUGUAGCCACAGCUUCUGUAAGGAAUGUCUGCAGAAAUGUUGGAGAGCAAGAACUGGUCGCUCAUGUCCUGUUUGUAGGAAAAGAUCAGCAUCAGUUGCUCCUCCCUGUAAUCUGGCUCUGAAGAAUCUGUGUGAGUCUUUGUUACAGCAGAGACACCAAACAGCUUCAGAGGGUCUCUGCUCUCUGCACUCUGAGAAACUCAAACUCUUCUGUCUGAACCAUCAGCGACCAGUUUGUCUCGUCUGCAGAGAUUCACAAAAACACACCAACCACAGAUUCAGACCCAUUGGUGAAGCUUCUCAGCAACACAAGAAGAAACUUCAGGAACCUCUGGAGCCUCUAAAGGAGAAGCUGGAGCUCAGGAAGGCCAAACAUCUGGGCAACCUGGCCUUCAACAUCUGGAGCAACAUGGAGACCAUGGUGACCUACACUCCUCUGGUUCUGGACCCAAACACGGCACAACCAUGUCUUCAUCUGUCUGAUGAUCUGACCAGUUUCACUGGAGGAGAGAAACAGCAGCUUCCGGAUAAUCCAGAGAGGUUUAGGUCAUGGUUUAUUUUGAGUUCUGAGGGUUUUAACUCAGGGAACCACAGGUGGGAUGUUGAUGUUAGAGACAGUAAAUACUGGAUACGUGGUGUGUUAGAAGAGUCUUUAGAGAGGAAGGGAGCCAUAAUGUCUGGAUGGUUGGGUAUUGAGUUAUAUGAAAAUAUAUUCUCAGCACAUUCUCUACCAGCUCCUUCCACUCGUCUCUCAAUCCAGAAGAAAGUCCAGAGGAUCAGAGUGAAUCUGGACUGGGACACAGGAAAACUGUCCUUCUCUGAUCUGGAUACUAACAMACACAUACACACCUUCACACACACCUUCACUCAGAAGAUUUUUCCGAACUUCGGCAGUUAUGAUAAAACAUUAAAGAUCCAACCGAUGAAGAUCUCUGUGAUCAAACAGCAGCUCUGAUAAUCUCAGCAUGAAGAACAAAUUAAUCCUUAUUGAUCAGAUGAUUGAUUGGUUUUAUGAUUGAUA